CGGGUUUGAAGCGUAUAUUUCAUGGCGGUUUCGGUGAACUCGGGAUGUCUUUCACCAUAGUUUUGAAGGGUGGACCACCCUGGGGAUUUAGAAUCCAGGGUGGAUUAGAGUAUGAGGAACCCAUUAAAAUAGCGAAGAUAAAUCCAAACAGCAAGGCAUACAAUGAGGGUAUAAUUGUGGGUGACUAUGUUGAGGCCAUUAAUGGUCAGAAGGCGGAAGGAUUGCAGCAUGGCGACGCCCAACAACUCAUCAAAACAGCCAAUCAGGAGCUUCAGCUGCAACUUCAUCGAUCUGGUCCCACAGUUAAUGGUCAUGGUCAAGUGAACGGAGGUGUGCCUCACAAACACAGUAAAUCAGGGGAGACAACUACAAAACAAUUCAAGCCAGUGUCUUUCGGCAGCAGCUCGUCCUUGAACAUAGAGACUGGUGUUAGCCCAGCCCCGAUGUCCUCCACUGCCAGUACCACCUCCGCCCAGUCCCUCCCCUCACCACCCCUCCUCAUCACGUCCAAAGCAUCAGGCUCUGACUCGGUCACUUCAAGUCCGAAGUUUAAAUCCAAGAUUAUCAUUCCUCUUUCACCGAAGCCUUUACAGAAAAUAAGGGAUACAGCAUGGGACUGUUCAUCACCGAGUCUGUGGUCCACAUCCUACUACACCAGUGACUCAAACCUGUCAACGCCCCAAACCUCACCAGGCUCGCAGCGCCGUUUCUUGGCCAGAAAUGCACCCAAACCCAUGCCUGUAGCUGCACGACCUAGUCAUUUAAAUGCCCAAAACAGGGGCCCUGGUUCUGAACACAGAGAUGCCAAAUCUCGAGGCAUGGAGAUGUUUUUGAAGCAGAUGGAAAAAUUAGCAAAGAUAGGCGAUGAUGAUGAUGAUACAGACACAGAUGACACAGUUUAUAGUGUCGAACCUACCCCCACAAAAACUGCUGACACCCAAGUACCGCCCCAGUAUCACCAAGGACCUGGUCACCAUGACAACACCCAGGUGUUGUAUAACAUGUCAUCGCCUCGGCAGGAUCACCAGACGAGUGAUAGGAGUCAGAACACACAGACGCAUCACCAGGUCUAUAACAUACCAAUCAAAUACCAAUCAAAUGUGUCCCAUCAUCAAACUCCGAGUCAACCACAAGGUCAACAAAUUCAAGGUUACCAAGGUCAGCAAAUUCAAGGACAUCAAAGUCACCUAGGCCAGCAAGGUUAUCAAGGGCAACAAAGUCAAGGCCACCAAGGUCAGCCAAGUCAAAGUCACCAAGGUCAGCAAGGUUAUCAAGGGUCAAGAGAUCAACACCAGUUUCAAUGGCAACAUGAUCAACAGCCCAGUCAUGAUCAACACCAGAAUCAUGGUGGUCAUCACCAUUCAGAUCGCCAUCACCCAAGUCAUCACAAUCAACAAACAAGACCAAUUCAGCAUGAGAUACACCAUCACCAUGGUAGCCAUGGUCAUCACCAUUCAGAUCACCACCACCCAGGUCCACAGGAUCAACAGCACCAUACAGGUCCGGAUCAACAUCUAUCCCAUCACUAUCAUCAUCAGGAGAAAAAUCAGGAUCGGACACAAGAUCAACACCGUAUACAUGAACAUCAUAAGCAAUUUGAUCAACACAAACUUGAUCAAGAACAGGAUCAACAUUUUGAUCAGUGGCAGUCACAGGAUCAUCUCCGAAAGCAGGAUCAUCUUCCAAGGAGUGAUCAUCACUUACCUGAUAAUCAAUGGCUGCCUGAUGAUGGCCAUGAUAAUCGCCAUCACAAAGAUCGCCACCAGAUCCCUAUCAUCAGUGCCGAGAGAACCACCACACAGGAUGUCCCUCAUGUGGCGCGUCAGGAAAUACCUAUCAUAAUUGGUAAACAGCAUGACACAGGUCACCACAAGCAGGACAAAGGUCAUGACCUCAGUCAGGGUAAAGGUCGUGAGGUGCCAAUUCAUCUGACACCUACCAAAACCCAGCCAAGCAUCCACAAGAUUCCUGUAACCGUCCAGACGACCAACAAACCAGAUCCACAUGCGAGGUUGGAGCCACUCGAGCUGUAUGAUCGGCCUCCAUCCCCUCCCUUUCCUGCCCCUCCAUCUCCCUUCAAGUCCCAUGUCCCCAUCACUAUCCAGUCAACUAAACAGGAAGAGGACCAUUCAUUUCCUGUCUGUGAGCCUGAUCAUGUGGACAGACAUCAGCCAAUGCCCACACAGGCGUAUCCUCCCCCUCCACCUCCUCUGUCUACCACGGAUACAUCCUCCACACAAUCAGAAGAGACAGUCAUCCCUGUCUGUGUGAAGCGGGUCCAGGGUAAGGAUGUAGUCAACAAUCAAAAAACUGAGAUCCACCCGACAACCAUCCCCAUCACUGUACAGACAUCUGACAGGAUUGUCAAGGAAGAAAAGUUGUCACCAAAGGUGAAGGAGAAUGUGCACAUGGUCCCACUAACAGUACAGACUCGUGAUUCAAAGGAAGACCAGAGCUUCACUGGGGAGGAGACAAAGUCACAUGACUCUGGCAUCACCAGUCGUGGGUCGUCUUGGCAGAGUGGCAGUUUUAAGGAACACAUCAGCAGUUUCAGCCCCGGUUCUUACAGUAGUACCCUUCCCAUCAAGAAGGGGUCAUCCCCAACAGGGGAGAAAUUUUAUGAAGAGGAGGAAGGUGACACUAACAAAUUUGCAACACUUCCAACUAUUAAACCUCUCAAAACAAACAAGAGUUAUGCCAAUGACUUUCCUGUCAAGGCACACAGAGGUUAUGAAAGCGACUUUGAAUAUGCUCCAAAGCGUAGUGUUAAGAAUGGCUCCAAAUCAAAGUGGGAUUCAACAGGUGCCAGUGCAGCAUCUGGUUAUCAAACAGAUGUGGAAUUUUUUGUGAGAGACAAUAGAAAUUUGGCUAAAAAUAAGAAUAAACAGUCUUCAAAGCCUUCCGACAGAGACUACAUGAGUGACGCUGAGUCUGUUUCAUCAGAUUUUUAUUCCCGAAGAGACAACUUCUUCGGAUCGUCCCCGAGUAAAUUCUCUUCUGGCCUGACCAGUCAGGUAACCAAGGUAUCUGCUCCUCAACUCCCGCAGAAAACCAGUGUCAGUGCUGUUCAGCUUCAACAGUACAACCCAGACAUGGAAGAUCAGGAGUUCAACUUUCCAACAAGUAGCAAUUUCGACAACAACCAGGAGCAAUAUUUUUCCGACAAUGAUUCGUCCUUGAUCGAUCAAGCCUUGGAUGCAGGCCCAGGAGAGGAUUUCUCAAUUUGGUCGAGACAGUUAUCUGAACAGGAACCAGAAUCCCAAGGCCAAGGUCGGGCAAGGGAUUCCCCAAGGGCCAGGAAUAUCUGGUCAACAAGUGAGUCUCCCAAACAUGUGAAACAGUCUCCAGCACCAAUAAGGAAAGAAGAAAGGAAGGAAAUUCCGGUGCCAGUGUCUCACUGUGAUUCCAGGAAAGCAGGCUAUGGAGAAGAGGAUCUGAGAUCCCAACACGUACAAACAUCUGCCAACACCAGCCUCGAUUCCACAUCACAUGUGAACCACUCGGAUCAUCAGGAGCAGCCUACAAAUGGAACUGAUUACCCCGCCCACCUGUACAAAGAACUGUUAGACAGUUUAGUCACUGACGAAUCUAAAACAUCUCCACAGAAGGAUGGUCAUGUGACUAUUCACGAUUCUCCAGCUGAUCAUGGUAGUCCAAAUGUAUCAGGUGACAAAUUCACCACUUCCAAAAAUGUGGCCUCAAUCUGGAAACCAGGGGGCGGGUCAGAUGUCGUAAGGAAGGGGUAUAAGCCAGUCCAAAUAACCUCGGACAAAUCUCCUUCUGACAGACCUUCUGUAGGACACACGGAAACAUCUCCAAUCGGACAGACAGAUCUGCCAGAUAAUUCUCAGCCUCAGUCUAUAAGACAGCAGAAGGAUAUUGGUGCAUUAAUUUCCAAGGAGGUAAGAAAUUGGAAACCUCAGCCGGAAGAAAAAGUCCCUAACUCUGGGACUUCCGAUGAGAGAAUCCCACAAACACAGGCUUGGGCAGAAAACAAUCACUUUAUCCAACCAGAGCCUUACUCAGAACCCUAUUCCGAUCCAUAUCCGGAACCUUUCACUGAGCAAGUGCCAGAUCCGGUAUCAAGACCGGACCCACAGCCAGCGAGGUCUGGCAAGUCCAGGGAACAUUCGACCAGUAGUGCAUUUGGACGUGAGGGUGCCGAGGAGGAGGAAGAUAUGAAUCAUCUACCCCCCACACAGAGCCCCUUCAUCACCCUUCUACAGAAGAGUAGACAAGCGGGACAUCCCGAGGAAAUGAAGUUUUCUAGUCACGGGACUCUGCCAGGGGAGGGGCAGAUCCCAAAGGGUGCAGCUUACCUCAACCAAUCAAAACACGAGGAUGGUUCCUACUCGGAUCAGAAAUCACCGGUGGAAAAACGGCCGGUCAAAUAUGAAGGUAUUGGGCCAGUGGACGAGAAAGGCAUGCCUUUGUCCUUUAGAAUGAAUGUGGAUGAAGAAAAGCAACAUGACUGGUAUAAACAGAUGUACAGGAGUCUGCAUACUGGACACCGAAAACCAGAUUCUCUUGAAAUUGCUGAUCUGGAGGCGUGGUUACGUGAAGCAGGAACCACUGGUUAUAUUAAACCCGCCAGCAGCUCUGAUGAUAACUCAUCACAGAAAGAGCAUGUACAUCGACCUACAGUAGAUUCUCAUAAACAGCGAAUAGAACAAUCAAGCAAAGCAGAAAAACAACAUACUGAAUCAAUGUCAGUUGUGCACAAACCAAGAACUGAUUUCUCCCCAGUUGGAAAUCAAUCAAGAACAGAUUUCUCCCCGGUUGGAAAUCAAUCAAGAACAGAUUUUUCCCCAGUUGGAAAUCAAUCAAGAACUGAUUUCUCCCCGGUUGGAAAUCAAUCAAGAACUGAUUCUUCUUCAUUAGGAAAUAGAUCAAGAAAUGAUUUCUCCCCAGUAGGAAAUAAGUCAAGAGAUGAUUUCUCCCCAGUAGGAAAUAAGUCCAGAAGUGAUUUCUCUCCAGUAGGAAAUAAGUCCAGAAGUGAUUUCUCCCCAGUAGGAAAUAAGUCCAGAACUGAUUUCUCUCCAGUAGGAAAUAAACAAAAAACAGACUUCUCCCCAGUAGGAAAUAAGCCUAAGACGGACUAUUCCCCCAUCAGUAGUUCACCAAAGACAGAGACUGUUGUGAACAGAUCUGCUCACGAUAGAUCAACAAGUGAAUCAUCAUUUUCAUAUAAUAAAUUUUCGGGAGAACCUUCAUAUAAACGAACUACAUCAGAGUCUAGUCGAUCAUCCAUUGAACCCAAGGAGAAGUCUCCAAGUGUCCAAAGCAGAAUUGACAAGUUAACAAUUCCAGCCAAGUCCCAGGACUCUGGAAAUCGUAGUAAUGGUCCGCUUAGCCCGUCCAGUUCCACGUCAUCCUAUACGUCCCGAGACAAGCGGUCGCUAGAUUACGAAAUCCCUGAGGAUUUGCAAGAAUUCUUCAAAUAUCUUGAUGAAUGGUCUCCACCUAGUGUGCGAUCUAAAAUAGAAGUUUACCGUAAUCAACCUAGAAGUAUUGUCGACUACGAACCUGGCUUUUCAUCCAUAGCAUUUCAAGAAUCAAAAACGGUUUCAGGACGUCUCAGGUCAUAUUCUGUCAACUCAGCCGCUCUGGACAAAAGGCCUAGAAAGGCAGUGAAAGCUAAGAGUAAUAUCCACAACCCACCUAUAGACAAGCCAGGGGAGAUAAGUCUAUAUACGGAGGGCAGGAAACGCCUAGCGUCGGCCCCCGCGCCUUUGCCCCCACAGAGCGAGGAAGAAGGUGAAGAUUCAUACAAACUCAUACAAAAAGGGGGUGAUAUCCCUAUUCGGGGCCUACAGAAACCUGCACCUGAGCGAGGAACAAAACUAAAGGAGCGAUGUGAACCUCCAAAAGUCCCGCCUCUUCCACGAAUGUCUCCAGGGCAACAACUAUUCACAAAGCACCAUUAUCAGCAAAUCAAAUGGGAGCCUUCUCGAGGUUCUAGUUCUCUUAGAAACGGCAAUCCGUCCCCCAUACCUCCAGCCAGAAAACACCCCAUUAAACGUUUCUCGUCGGGCAACAAAAAGAAUCGAAGCAACCUCUCGGCUGCAGAGCAGCUCGGAGUAACCAGUCCCCCGCCAAUCAAUCUCUCUAACGGAGCAUUUAAGCACCAGACUACAGAUGCCAAACGUAGUCCUCCACCUCCAUCUACAGAGAAAACGAGGCGAAGACGGGAAGAGGAGGAACAGUACAGGAAGAAACGACUGGAACAAAUUUAUGAAGAGGAUAGAAAGCGAAAAAUAAAACAAGAAGAAGCUGCCCUUGAAGCUCGUAAACACUCAGAUUUUUACCUCUCCAGCAGUAGUUUAAGUCCAGCGGAGAGAGACCGAGAACCUAGUCAGAAGUCACCCAUCCCAGCAGACAGGUUUGAGGAUGGCGUGGGUGGCUAUGGAGCUCCCGACGAACGUCGAAGGGGCUUCCAAAUCCAGGGCAAGGCAAAGGCACUCUACAACUUCUCCUCUCAGAAUCCAAGAGAGCUCGGCUUCAGGAAAGGUGACGUAGUUUACCUGAUCCGACAGAUAGACAAGCACUGGUUUGAGGGGGAACGCCACGGAAGGAGGGGCAUAUUUCCCAUCAACUAUGUAGAGGUUGUAACCUCUAUAGAAGCUGCCCAGGCUGCCGCCCAGCAGUCAGAAGGACAGGCCAUUGCUAAGUUUAACUUCAGUGGACAGACAAAUGUAGAGCUUUCCAUCAGGAAGGGAGAACAGAUCACCCUCCUACGCCGUGUGGAUGACAACUGGUUUGAGGGACGAAUUGGCCACAAACAGGGUAUCUUCCCAGUACAAUAUGUGGAUGUGCUGCAGGAGCCGUCCACCCCUCUAGUCACCCCUGCCCCCUCGGUUAUCGCUACCCCCAUGACAGGCAGGGGUACACCAGAAAUGCUGUCCCCAGUCAGUAUAGACGUACCAACGCCCCCUCCUCAGCCUUCCCCAGGAGCGUUCUCCCCUAAAUCCUCCUCCAUGUCACAAUAUCCCUACUCACCCAAACCGUUCUCUCAGAGCCUCAGCCAAUCAUCACCAAAGCUUGAUGGAGGGGUGAACCCCACUCAUUUCAACAGCCUGCCCACAGGGCUCAACGCAGUCCCAGGGGCACAAACAAAUGGCCACCACCAGUCCUUCCAACAUCAGGGACUCUCAGCCUCCUUCUCGCCCUCAAAAUCCUCUAGCGCCGUGGAUAACAACCUUGACUAUCGGCCUAAGAUCACUGAUGAUGACCUUGCCACCAGUAGCUACAAAGCUCUGUAUGCUUACAAGCCUCAGAACGAUGAUGAGCUGGAAUUGUGGGAAGGCGAUCAAGUGUAUGUGAUGGAGAAAUGUGAUGAUGGCUGGUUUGUUGGAACAUCAAUCCGGACAGGGAUGUUUGGCACCUUCCCUGGAAAUUAUGUACAGAGAGUACAAUGAUGAACACAUAUGGUUGCAUAAAUUAAGGAUUGAUUUUAUUUCGUUGUGUGGGAGGACAUUGAUUAUGUACAGAAAGGGGAGGUAACUGAGGACAAACACCAACCCACGUGCCUUGUGGUGUUGUGCUAGUGCUAUAAUGACGAGAAUGUGUAUUGGAGCAGCCGUAUUGUACAAACAAAGCACAUUGAGAACCAGUUAUUGAUGGCUGCACAUGGUGUGGAUGUACAAGGGAUGUCUUAAAGACUGACGCAGGAAAUGUACAUACACGUGUGUGCUGUAAUCAUGUGUUGUGGACAUACACGUGUGUGCUGUAAUCAUGUGUUGUGGACAUACACGUGUGUGCUGUAAUCAUGUGUUGUGGACAUACGCGUAAAAAAAAUUGUGUUGUAGUUUGCCUACAUCUAUUUAUUCUCAAAAGGAGUAUUAUCUAUGUCUGCAUUGUGUUUGUUUUGUCAGGGUCACGACCUUUAAUCAAAUCAACUUUAAUCUUUGUUGCUUUUUGUGUGAAUGAUAACAUAUGGAAUCACCGUUAAUGAUUUCAUUUAGACUUCCAUCAUGCUGCAGUUUGAGGCAUAUAGGACAGAUCAUUUCAACAUGGGUCAUCUCCAUAAAUGAAUUGUUCCAAAUCAAAUUGAAUUGACAUUUAGUAAGGAUCUUCAUAAGUCAUGGCCCCUCCUCAAGGUUUCUCAUGCCUCCUUCAUUUAAAAUGGCAGGUAGUCCUAUAAAUCCUGACCAAAUUUGAUUGGGUAUUGAUACUGACUGAGAAAUUCAUAUGUUGAAUUUAAAGUUAUGAUACAUGGUUUAUUUUCUGUGAAGCUAUUUUAAAUACCUGAUACCAAAAAUUCUCAACAGCAGGAAAGAGAUUAUCGGAGUUCAAUAAUGUUUGAAAUGUUGUCAGUCAUCAGAGCCAGCCUGAGAUUACCUGACAUGGAGAUUUGUGUAAACAAGACUUAUAUAAGUACCUAUCCCAUUUUUUGUGAAUCAUAAAUUUAAAUGGUUGAUUUUGAUGUAAUGUGUAAAUGUAGUUUUUUUUUCUUCUCAAUUUUGAAGUUGUGUGUUUCUGAUUCGGAUUUUUACUGUGUUUGAGAAAAAAAAAGUGUUUUAUUAUCAGGAAGAAAAAGCAAACAGAAAAUUGAUAAAAUUCAGUCCUUAAAAACAGUAUUAGCUGUUAUCUAUUAUUUAACAAUUGACCACUCACGUUAUCUAUUAUUAAACAUUCUUCCCUGGUCUAUUUAAUGUUGAUAUGAGUUGGGACUGCUUAUUUAAUGCUGAUAUAGGUGUUCAUCUGCUGUUAUAUACUUAUUAUUGUCGUACAGUUUAACUUCAUAUAAAUAUGUAUGUGUGUCACACAAUUUAAUCUUUACAAAACAAUUAUAAUAUAUUUUAGAAUAUCAUUAAAUCAAAUCUGAUUUAUUUAUCUCUUAAUAUUUUUUACACUAAGAAUCAAUGAAAAAAUCCAAUAUUUUUGGUUGUAAAUAACAAGGAGGGUUACACAAAUACCUGAUCACUAUGGACGCACACAAAAUUAAAUAAAUGAUUGAAAUAUAUUAUUUGCCGUUAAUUUAAAUGUGAAAGUGCCAUAUGGAUCAAUUGAAAGUCCUAUAAGAUCGCUCGUUAAAUCUGAUUUUUAAAAGAGAAAUGUGUUGGUAGGUUUUUUUCCCUAACUAUGCAAUGUGAAUGUAAGAAUCUAACAGUCUUUUAUUGUUGUGAUGCAUUUAAUGGUCAAGUUUUAUAUACAAGGUCAUAACUUUGUCAUUGAGCAAAGUCAAGGUCAAAUGGAUACGGAGGGAAUAUGUUGUAAAUGAGAGAGAGAGAGAGAGAGAGAGAGAGAGAGAGAAUAUUGUUAUAAUAUAUAUGACCUAUGUAAACUGGUAACCCUGUAUUAUUUGAGGCAAUUUUGAUAGCUGGGGCUUUAGUAGAGCUAGCUAUAUUUUAUACCAUACUCACAAAUCCAGACAACCCUCUACAACGAAGCUAGUUUUUUAGACAUCGGAGGGACACUGUAUUUAAUAGUUGUUUGCCAUCACCAUGGAAACAAAAAUAUUGUAACCAACCUGGAAUCAGGAAGAACUCUUUGAAGCCCCAAAACUUAGUUAUUUUCUUCGCUGAAGUUGUCUUGCCAUUUUUUACAUGGAUAAUUUGAAUAUUUACAUUUUAAUCAUUUCAUUAACUGUAAUUGGUUUCUUGUCCAAUAAAUAUUUUUCCUCAGUAGUAAACAUGAAGACAUUUUUGAAUUUCAAGAUUUUUUUCUUAAAAUUUAAUCACACUUAGCUUUGUUAUUGAUGUGACAAUUUACUCAUGGAGUAUUUUGAUAUCUAGAGAAAGCUUACCAAUAUUGCAUCAUUUUUAAAAACACAAAUUUUACCGAGCACUUCAGUGUCUGAUGCACUUCCAAUACUAUCGCUGUGCUUGUUUCUAGGUUUUGACACGAGUUUUAAUGUUCAGUGAAUAUUUUGUACAGUAUGUUUGAACCUUCAACAUUUGAUACAAUUCGGCUUAAACUACCAAUGUCAGAUUUGAACAAUUUAAAUAAAGAGUAACUCAACCUAAAAGUGAAGUCGCUGUGAAGUUUGAAGCCAUCUGGGACAUGAUGUCAGUAGUUUGUGUUACAGUUUGAAGCCAUCUGGGACAUGAUGUCGGUAGUUUGUAUUACAGUUUGAAGCCAUCUGGGAUAUAAUGUCGGUAGUUUGUGUUAUACAGUUUGAAGCCAUCUGGGACAUGAUGUCGGUAGUUUGUGUUACAGUUUGAAGCCAUCUGGGACAUGAUGUCGGUAGUUUGCGUUACAGUUUGAAGCCAUCUGGGACAUGAUGUCGGUAGGUUGUGUUAUACAGUUUGAAGCCAUCUAGGACAUGAUGUCGGUAGUUUGUGUUACAGUUUGAAGCCAUCUGGGACAUGAUGUCGGUAGUUUGUUACAGUUUGAAGCCGUCUAGGACAUGAUGUCGGUAGUUUGUGUUACAGUUUGAAGCCAUCUUGGACAUGAUGUCGGUAGUUUGUGUUACAGUUUGAAGCCAUCUAGGACAUAAUGUUGGUAGUUUGUGUUACAGUUUGAAGCCAUCUGGGACAUGAUGUCCAUAGUUUUGUGUUAUACAGUUUGAAGCCAUCUGGGACAUGAUGUCGGUAGUUUGUGUUAUACAGUUUGAAGCCAUCUGGGACAUGAUGUUGGCAGGUUGUGACUGUCCGUUAAUACCACAUACCUAGUAUUUACUGUUUCUCUAGCAGAUACUCUCAUCAUUUCCUGUCAAAUUAUUUGUGUGAACUAAUUUUGAAAAGUUUGAAAAGAUGAACUUAUAAAAGUUCUAGUGAUAUUUUUUGUGAAGUGAAACUUAGUUGUGUUUAUAUUAUCUGGUUUACAGAAUUAACAGCCAGACAUUUUGAAAAAGAAAGUUGAUAAUCUUAAAAACUUUUUUUGUAUUUUUAUUGAAAAAAGUAUCUCCUGCAAGCUUGACCCUAUUGUAGAUAUAACCCAUGUUAUUUAUUUGUGAUAUUUCAAGGUCGUUUGACGGUAGUGAAGUAACAUGUGACUGGACAUCCUCACUCUCGUAAUUAUAAGUCUCUUCGGUGGGUAGAUUAAAGCCAUCUACAUAAUGA
This is a messenger RNA of Pecten maximus, 11006 nucleotides long. RefSeq lists its product as uncharacterized. Gene Ontology annotation, molecular function: protein binding. The record is from RefSeq and is a predicted model, not a curated record. The coding region runs from base 45 to 7418 and encodes 2457 amino acids. The transcript is spliced from 34 exons. NCBI's taxonomy places the organism in Eukaryota, Metazoa, Mollusca, Bivalvia, Pectinida, Pectinidae.